AUGGCUGAUUCCUUCCCAAAGGGUCAACAGCCAGUGAAACCACAUAGGCAUUCGCGUCUGAGAAACGAGUAUCGCGCCAGUUCAACCGACGAAGAAGACAUCGUCGAGGCGCGCAACAGCGACGCUGUUCUGGAGACGCAGCUGCAACGCCCUAGUAGUUUUGAUGUCUUCAAUCAUGACAAUGACAAAAAGUCGGAUUAUGGAAAUGACGACGCGUUUGAUGAUGUGGCGUUUCUUGAGCGCACCUCCGUCAUGAAGGAAACAGAGCUGGCCGGUCCAGCUUCACAAGAGUGGACUUUGCUGUCGAGAGAAUUGCUACGUGUCGAUCAAGGCCCGCCGCCGUCGUUUCCGCCCGUUUUCGCAUUCAAUCAGCCGAGCACAGUUGCAAAACGAGGCAAUCCUCAUAAUGUAGACCUGAAAUCGCCACAGACGUCAGCAACCCAUUUUCCGAAUAUAGGCAAUGCUCCUGGGCUUCACACUAAAGACAAUUGUCGUACAGUGGCUGCCACAACGCAUCCUCAGGGUGGAAGACGUCAGGAUAUGCAAUCUGACAUCUCUUCUCACUCGCCCCCUUCCCUCGGGUCGCCUAGAACGGAGACUGGAGCACAUGAGAUGAAAUCAAGGACUCGAGUAUCUGGAACAGAAGAGAACAGAUCCCAUAGACCGGGCAAACAGUCAACGAUAUCGCCAUCCGCACAAGCUACAACGCCAUCACGAGCAACUGAUAAGACGUAUUCUACUCGGAAAACUGGGAGGUCAAGGAACCGACUGUCUACCCAGCAGCAGGGACAACCUUGGCCACCUUGUGGGAACCAUGCCAGCCUAAUUUCGCAUCGGACAACCGCAUCUCCUUCGAUAGCGUUGACCAAUAUGGAAUGCGUCAUACGAGAUCAGCAUGGAGAUCCUGACGUCAAAAACUCGGUGGGAGAAAGUUUGGAAGAUAUCUCCGGUGAUAACGAGUUCCCUGAAGACGUUCGGGGGAGCAACGCAUGUCCAAGUCACUGUAACCUGGACGCAGAUAUGCCAAAUGAUAUGCCUAAUGAUCAGGGGUCUCAUGGAAUUACGAAGAACUUGGUAUCUUCCUGCAAAUCGCAAACUCCCCCGGCAUCUCCCGUAGUUGCUGCAGUUGUAGCGAAACCAGCCUUGAUGGCGGAUGUUGAAGACUUACCGCUAUGCGUCCCGGAUGAGAUCAAUGCAGACGACCUCAGAACUGAUCUUCACCAUGCUAGGGGUGUUGAUACAUCCACCGCAGGUCAGACUUGGAGGCCGAACUUCGCGGUUGGCGAGUCGAUGGAUCGUCUCACUGACGAUUUCAUGGAAAUGCCACAGCAGCAGACUCAUAAUUCAACACCUAUGCAGAACACUCCACCUCGGCAACAAAAUCAGAGGUCGAUUAAUGAGGCAAUCUCGCACAAGACAUCCACUCAAGGGAGAACCCGUGUCAGCAAAGUGCAAAAGAAAUCUCGCGGUACCAGCAGUAUCCUGUCUUCUGGGCCGCAGGCUGCUGCCGUACCAUCGACAAUUGACAGUCAUAUGAACGCCUUGCGUGUGUCUUUGCUUGCCGACCAGUUCCGUAAGGAGCAUGAGCAAUCAAAUUUUAAAAAACAUUACGAAGACACGAUAGCCAACCUGAACGAGCAAAUCAAAGUUAAAGAAGAAGCAAUCUUCAAGUUGAGAGGAAGCCAAGGAGAGCUUGAGUGUGCGCUCAAUCGACUGACUGAAAAAGCGAAGACGAAUCAAAAGUAUGUCGCUGGACUGCAGAAAGACUACGAUAAGGUACAGAAGUUAGUUAAAACUUUCCAAGCGCAGAAUGCAAAGACCCUGCGAGAAAAGAUAACUGAAAUUGAAACUGAGCGGCAAUCCAUGUGUCGACACCUCGAAUCAACUCUCGACUCUUUCGCAAAAUUAAAGAGAAACAUGAAGGAGACAAUUGACGAUUUGUAUGUGCGACUGACAAUCUCGGAGUCAAAAAGAGCUGGCCAUGUCGAGACUCUUAUCAAGCAGAACAGUAUGCUCCAGGAAGAGCGUACUAAGCGCGAUGCGUUGGAGAAAAGCCUAUUGGCUUCUGUUCAAACUAUACAGCAACAGAUCGGCGAGAAUACAUUGACUCUCAUAACAAAACUCGAGACCUUUCAGUCACUGGCGGCGAAAACUAGUGACUUGGAAACUCAGACCUCAGUUUCCAAAGAGUGUCUGGCAGCGAUCCAUUGCCUUCAAUCCAGACCAUUUCUGACCAUUGAGAAUAUCCAGAGAGCCGAGAGGAUGCUGCGCUCUGUGCAUGAACGUCUUGACACUGGGUUCUCCUCCAUUUCAGCUUUCGGCAAGAGCAAGGACAUGAUCACAGAAGAGACACAAAAUUUCAUUAAAACACAGAUGCAGACUCUCAAGAGUGACAUCUUGCAGCAUGAAGAGGUGGUUGCCGAGUACCAGAAGACUGACAAAGCCAACGUGGUUCUCAAAGCUCAGCUUGAAAAAGAGCAGCAGCAAUAUGGCCAGCUCGAUGCCCAGCUCAAGUCUCUUCACCAGGCUGAAAGUGAUCUCAAAACCCGAUACCUCCAGCUCGAAUGUAAAUUACGCGAUUCCCAGAAUGCGAAUCAGGAGCAAGAUUCCACUUUAAAGAUAGAAAGACAGGAGCUCUCUGAUUUGCGCCAGCGGUUCAAGCAGGCAAGUGAAGAUCUCAACUUGGCUAACGAAAAGGUUCUGCAGGUCGAAAGACUUCGACAGGAGCAAGAAAAGAAAACAAACCAGCUUGAGAACAAGUGCACCACAAUCUUGGCGGAUCUGCGCAAGAUGGCUGCAGCACCGAAACAAACCACAAAGCCUGAGGACAUGACAAAAUUACGCGAGAAAAUCGUGGAAGAGGUUCGGAAAGAGGUUCGGGAGAAGGAGUCUGGUUACAAAAAUGAAGUCCAUCGCCUUACCCUGGAGCGCGACGAGAAGGAGCAGUUGAGACAGAAGCUGCAUAACGAGCUGAACGUCUCGAAGAACCAAGUUCAUGAUCUUCGCAAGGAAGGCCAAACACGCAAGGUCGAACUUCAUUCUCUUCUCAAGGAGAAUGAAGAAGCAAAGUUAGUCAUUGAAAGUCUGCGACAAUCAGCUUCGGCAGUAUCGGCCACUGGCCCCCAGCUUGCGACUGUGACGGAUCAUUUACGAAAAAAGACAGACGAGUUACAAGCCAAGGCCCAAGAUCAUGCAAUAUUGCAACAACAGCUCGCCGAGUCCAGGGAUACUAUAGCAGGUCUCCAGGGUUCUCAUGACCAAUUGCAAACUCAAAUUUUUGAACACCGUUCUGCGAUUGAGACUCUACGUCAAGAAGCUGAAGACCGUCUUGCAGAGUCACAAAGAGACACUACUAUUGCCAUCGAGACUUCCCGAAGAGAUGCUUCUAGGAUCCGAGAAGAAAAAGAAGCGGUAAUUUUGGAACUUGCACAGGCUCAUUUGAGGGAGCACAAUCUCCAGAAACAUGAAGCUGAAUUGAUCUGCGAACGAGACAACUGGGAACGAAAAUUUGCGGAACACUACGCUGCACACGCGGACAAAGACGCAGAAACGGUCAGACUCAGAGCAGACGCUGUGAGGGACCGGCAAGAUCUUAUUGAUAAGCAUCGUACAGAGCUCGAAGCGUGUAAUCAUCGUCAAGCAAAGACUGACAUCGCUUUGAAGGAGGCAGAGGUAGAAUUAUGCCGUAAGGAUGAUGAAUAUCACGCCAGAGUCACACACGAACGAGAGAAAGCUGAGACUGAAAGGUCCAGGAUUGUGAAACAAUUUGAGUCCGUUUUACAAUCCAAAAGAGAACAAAGGGUUCCUGAUCAACAAGAACCUUCGAGCUCAUUGGGGAACGUUGAACCCUCAAACCGUCCGAAACUCAAUCUGAAGGCGGGCUCAAACCGUAAGAAAGUCAGCCGUCAAAGCAAUUCAACGACCAGUGUUGCAGGCUCAUUUGCUGAGCAACUCAGCCGUGACCUGACUUCUGAUGUGCAUCGUCAAAGCUCUGAUCACUCUGAAAAUCUAUUUGAGGAACGUAAUAGGAUUAGAAAUUCAUCCAACCAGAGAGACCAUUCUCAACUUAAUCCUGCUCCCGAGCCUGAGCCUAUUCUGGAUGCCCAAGACGCCGAGGCUCCUAGCAUGUCCAUGGAUGAGUUCUGGGAAAGUCUGAAUCAGGCGUCGAAGAGUGAGCUGGGAAUAGAAAAGGCAAGCUCCACUGACCUGAGUCUGAUGAACUCUGAUGCUCUGGAUCAUCUGGGACGAGACAUUGAGCAACCAUCGAGUUCGAAUUAUGCCAAGAGCAAGAAGCACGUAGAUGAUGCUUUGAUUCGUUCAGACAAUGUCUCUGAAUCUGGUUCCGCCUCGUCACAGUCUCAUGAACGCCCGAAAUCGCGAGCCAAUACUGCGUCCCGACUAAUGCCUCCUACGGUCACCAUCGCGAGACACGCCGCAGUACACCAGCCUAAAGGGGAUGAUAGCAGAACAGUUGUCCAGGCCAAAUGCAAGCUCAAUGAGACAAGCUCACUUAAUGGCAUGGCUCCACCCUUGCGGCCUGUUAAGAAACAGACAUACAGUCAGCGACAGUCCAUUCUAACACGUCCUGAACCAGGAAGUCCAGAUCCGUUGCAGGGACUAGACUUGACAUAUAGUCAGAAAAGAAAAAAUGCGGCCGCUUUUGAUAGAUCCAUGACAAAGAAACCACGGUCUUCUUCCCAAUAUCCAGUAGAAGAUCAAUCGUUUCGAACAAAGCACAGUUCGUCGUACUCGUCAAAGCCCUCGACCGAGGCAUCAAACUCGAAGAUACGAUCCGAUUCGUUGCAGACACCAGUGGAUCAAUCUGCAGGAUCUAGAUCACGGACGAGAAACGCCUUAUCGACCACCUUUAAACCACGUGCUUCGAACCAGAAUGCGCCACCAGAUGCUGUGUAUCACUCUCGCAAUCAGCAGACGUCUUCAAGCUCAGCACGAGGCAAAGAACCAACGCGUCGUAGCACGAGGAGCAAAAAUGGUGAGAAAGGCGGAGGUAUGCGGCGAGUGCAUAAGGUAUGCCAGGCACUGUGCAUAUCAGUAGACAAACUGAUCUUUGAAGCUGCUGUGGACAUAUCGAUAACGCCUGGCCAAAGUCCUUCGCCCAUGUUCUUCGUUUACCAUGGUCGCAAGUUUCUGGAGCGAACGGGUAUUCGUGGACAGGGUAUGAAGGCGGCUGAGAUAAUCGAAGACUAUCUGUGUAUAUUUCGGCUUGUGAGCAUCCUCGAGCAGCAGCUUCUUCUUUUCGAACUCCCUCGACACGGAGGGCAGGGGGGGAUGGUGGCCAUGGUUUUGACCUUCGAACGGCCUCGAGCUGCCUCGUCGGCCAGCGUCCCUACACCCUACCCCCUCUCCAUGGGAGUGUACCAUCAUCUUUACACAAGCUUUCCGAACAGACAAUCCAAACCUCAGGCGCCAGGCGCUGCGGACCGCAUUCCGUCUCGAUCAUCUCUUUGGAUGAGGGCGGCGGCUCAUUCUCUACAUCACCUGCCUGACCCCUCCGCACACACGAGAGGCAACAGUACCACCUCAACUCCCGCGACAGCUUGCAUGACUACGCAGUGUGUAACAAUCGCUGUCGCGAAUAUCUCAUUGACUAGAAGUCCUCCUUCCACCCUCGCCAUCUUUCUUUCCCGCUCUACCGGUACAACAUCGCCGCCCACAGAUCUUUUCGAGGCCAUCUUGAUUUCGAUCUUGGGGAGCCUGGACAAUGUCUGCCUUGCUGUGGUCGAUGUGAGCGCCGGUGACCAAUCUCAUACAUUCCACAUCAUGACUAUGAUGAAGAAGUUGAAGCGUCUGCAGCGAGCGUCUACGUGUAAACUGUCCAUCGCGACCAAGGGUCUUGGCUGGCCAUCAGCAUCACCAAUUUGGCUGCUGGCGGGAGCCGACCUUCCGAGUACCUCUCAUCGAUGCUUGACUGGGCCCAAGAUGGGUGCACCUGUCUGCAAUCCCAUCGAUGCAUCGGCAGCCUCUUAUUCAAAGGGUAGAUUGAUCCUGCAUCGCUGGCGGCGUCUAUACCCAUUCGUCCUGGAUCCAGUUCUUGAAGAAUACCGGUACAUCCGUAAACUUCAAGCCAAAAACGUCCACGGAGACCUGAGGUUAUGCGAUUCCAGAUCCGAGAUGGGGCUUUCAGACCCAUCUAUCAGAACGAUCCGAGGCGAAUAUCGGGUCUUAUCUUCCAGGAGAGUAUUUCCAUGGACAACAACAAAUGGUAGAACACUCGUUUCAGUGAGCAUGCUCGAGACUAGGAGCUCUGAGUAUCCUCCUCCGUUUAUGAUUAAUGUGACCAACGUACCUCGUCCUCUGCACAUCAUCGCUAUGAUGCAACCUUUUCGCCUAAAUUACCCUGCGGGAUCGAAGUGA
Messenger RNA from Plenodomus lingam JN3, 6375 nucleotides. NCBI's taxonomy places the organism in Eukaryota, Fungi, Ascomycota, Dothideomycetes, Pleosporales, Leptosphaeriaceae. The record is from RefSeq and is a predicted model, not a curated record.